Molecule: messenger RNA, 1754 nt
Organism: Teleopsis dalmanni
Lineage: Eukaryota; Metazoa; Arthropoda; Insecta; Diptera; Diopsidae
Product: CCAAT/enhancer-binding protein-like
Exons: 1
Coding region: 265-1557 (430 amino acids)
Biological process (GO): DNA-templated transcription; regulation of transcription by RNA polymerase II
Molecular function (GO): RNA polymerase II cis-regulatory region sequence-specific DNA binding; DNA-binding transcription factor activity, RNA polymerase II-specific
Source: RefSeq, a predicted model, not a curated record
GUUGAAGUUUCAAAAAUAAAUAUAUAAUUUAAUUACAAUUCAAAUUACAUUGCAAAUAAUUUAAAAAAUUGAAAAACUCUCUAAAGUGAUCAUUUAAGACUUUUUUGCAAUAUCUCUUCGCAUUCGACACAGCUCAAAGCUGUAUAAAAUGGUUAAAACGCUAUAAUUUCCUGAAAUUGGUUUAACCCAUCGCAACUUCAUACACUUCAAAACUAAUCAAAUUUUAAAUUCGUCAAAAUUUUGCCUUCAUUUGAAAAACUCAAAAUGUUGAACAUGGAGUCACCGCAAAUGUAUGAUACGGUCCAGUCCCUAUCACAUUUGGACCUCAAAAAGCAGCCACAACAGGCCAUCAUAGGCCAAAUCACUUUGACAGCCAUGUCAAGUGCACAAAAUAACAACAACAAUGCGAAUGGUACACAAAACAACAAUACCGAUGCGAACAACAACAACACGGGUGUGACUGGUCAGCAACAACAACAAAAUUCUGGUCUCGUUGUCAAACAGCACGCAGUGCAUCAGUUGCAACACGCAGCAGCUGCACUCAACAACAACAACAACACAUCUACGCUGAAUGCAAACAUGAAUAAUGUCAACAAUUUGCUGCAGAAGCAAAUGCUGCAGCAGUACUCGCACUCCGACAUCGACGAGCUGACGGCGCAGGAGAUCACACUCGAUCUGCAACAUCUUAUCGACGAUCAAUUCCGUGAGCAGGAAGCAUUAGGUAUUUUCAGUGAUAUGGUUGCCAGUCCAGGCGGUCUCACCGCUACACUGCCUCCAAAUGGCAUGGUCAGUGCUGCAGCGAAAGUGCUGCAACAUCAUCAGUUACAACAGCAAUCUUUGCGUACACAGCAACACAAUUACGGUCGUAGUCCCUUGGCCUACAUGCCACAGGCUGUACACUCUGGUGCCGCUUAUAAUAACCAUUCGAGUGAUGAAAACUCCUCCAUUGGUUCAGACUCCUCCACAAUCAAAGAAGAACCCAUUGAUCCUGAUUAUCGACGUCAUUUACAAGAAGCCAAUGUGAACAAUGCAGCCGCAGCUUUUAUCACAAACGGUGGUAGCAACGGGCUAUACAAUCCAUACCAGUCAACAAAUGGCAAUGGCAAUAAUACAGGCAAUGGCAACAACAACAACAAUAACAACAACAAUUUUACCACACUCACAUCGGCUAAUGUGCUCGCACAUCACUCAGUUAAUCUGCCACAUCUCGCAGCGGGUGCACACUUGCUCAAGCACCACAACAAGCAGCUACAGAAUCAACGAAAGUCCUCACUGAAGCAUGUGGAUAAAGGCACCGAAGAGUAUCGCAGACGUCGGGAACGCAAUAACAUAGCAGUACGCAAAUCCCGCGAGAAAGCAAAGGUCCGUUCACGUGAGGUGGAGGAACGCGUCAAGUCGCUGUUGAAGGAGAAGGAAGCACUGCUGCGCCAAUUGCAGGAGAUGACUAACGAAUUGCAAUUACACAAGCAAAUCUACAUGCAACUGAUGAAUCAUACGAAUCCCGAAGUCAGUCGUGUGUGUCGAAGCUUCCUCAACACAGGUGAUCACGGUCUGUAGGUGGCCAAUAAGAAAUACGAAUAAGGAGGCGGAGGCUGUUCAGUUGUGAUGCUAUGUUGCUUGUGUUGUGCGUGUCGACUUGUUGUUGUAGCGUGUAUGUUUGACUGUGUGUGCUAAGCUGAAUUUUAUUUUCCAAAAACAACACAAAGAUUAAUAUAUGUAUAUUAUUAACAUUAUUUUUGUGGGGGUAGAACGUA